GCGAGAAGAGAAGAGAAGUUACCAUUCCAAGUACCAAAGAAAGAAUCUUCAGAUCGUCAGCCAUCCUACCGAUCAAAAUAAUAUAUAUUAUUGUUUCUUCCCUGAGUUUUAAGGGUUCAUCUUCUUCGCGCUAACGAACGACUUCGAGCUGUAGAGAAGGAUGUCAAGGGCUCGGGUAUAUGCCGAUGUAAACGUUCACCGUCCCCGGGAGUACUGGGAGUACGAGUCUCUCAUCGUGCAGUGGGGGGAUCAAGAUGAUUAUGAGGUUGUUAGAAAGGUUGGAAGAGGAAAGUACAGUGAAGUUUUUGAAGGCAUAAAUGUCACAAAUAAUGAAAAAUGUGUCAUCAAGAUCCUUAAGCCUGUGAAAAAGAAGAAGAUAAAACGAGAAAUACAAAUACUUCAGAAUCUUUGUGGAGGCCCAAAUAUAGUGAAGCUUUUUGACAUUGUAAGAGAUCAACACUCAAAGACUCCAAGCUUAAUUUUUGAAUAUGUCAACAGUACAGACUUCAAAGUUCUAUACCCAACACUGACAGACUACGAUAUACGUUACUACAUCUAUGAGCUCCUCAAGGCUUUAGAUUAUUGCCAUUCUCAAGGCAUAAUGCACAGGGAUGUCAAGCCUCAUAAUGUUAUGAUUGACCACGAGCUAAGAAAACUUCGCUUGAUUGAUUGGGGACUUGCUGAGUUCUACCAUCCAGGAAAAGAGUACAAUGUCCGAGUCGCUUCAAGGUAUUUCAAGGGUCCUGAACUUCUUGUGGAUUUGCAAGAUUAUGACUAUUCUUUGGACAUGUGGAGUCUGGGCUGUAUGUUUGCAGGAAUGAUCUUCCGCAAAGAACCAUUUUUCUAUGGUCAUGAUAACCGUGAUCAGCUUGUUAAGAUUGCCAAGGUGUUAGGUACGGAUGAAUUGAAGACAUAUUUGAACAAGUAUCAUCUAGAACUUGAUCCUCAGCUUGAUGCUCUUGUUGGAAGGCAUAGCAGGAAGGCCUGGUCUAGAUUUGUUAAUGCAGAGAACCAACAUCUUGUUUCACCUGAAGCCAUUGAUUUCUUAGACAAGCUUUUGCGUUAUGAUCAUCAAGAUAGGCUAACAGCAAAAGAAGCAAUGGCUCACCCAUAUUUUCAUCAAGUGAGGGCUGCAGAAACUAGCAGGAUGAGAAUGCAACAAUGAUAAAUAGAUAGAGAGAUGCUUCAAAGAUAGUGUUUUGUUUUACCUUAUUAUUAUUACUGGUUUGAUUGUUUGAUUUAAUGUGAAUACUAGAACAGACUGCUAUUUUUUUUUUCAUUGGAUUUAUCAUCUCUAUAGUCAGUCUUUGACAAUAUGUUUUAUAUGUGUCAUGUUUGUAAUCUAAGAAAGAAGCAUUAGCAAAAUUGAUUUAAGAUUGAACAAACAGGGAUAACUUAUAUAUAUAUGUAUGUAUACAUAUACUACAAGGAUGAUGAUUUAUAUAUAUACAUAUUUGAGA
This is a messenger RNA of Impatiens glandulifera, 1460 nucleotides long. Its product is annotated as casein kinase II subunit alpha-2-like. The record is from RefSeq and is a predicted model, not a curated record. Gene Ontology annotation, biological process: protein phosphorylation. Gene Ontology annotation, cellular component: nucleus; cytosol; protein kinase CK2 complex. NCBI's taxonomy places the organism in Eukaryota, Viridiplantae, Streptophyta, Magnoliopsida, Ericales, Balsaminaceae. The coding region runs from base 161 to 1165 and encodes 334 amino acids. Gene Ontology annotation, molecular function: ATP binding; protein serine/threonine kinase activity. The transcript is spliced from 9 exons.